AUGGAAGAGAGGCUACAAAAACAGAUGGGUGAAAGAUUUGAGAAAUUUCAGUCUGAGCUUAGAGGUUCUGUUAAGGAUGUAACCGUGAAUGCAACAAUUUAUGCUGAAGAAGUAGAGCCCUUGGCGACUAAGCCUUCUCCUAGCAACCAAUCUUCUACCAAGCCAUCACUUAGCAACCAAUCUCCUACCAAGCCUUCUCCUAUCAAGCCAUCUCCUAUCAAGCCAGCUCCUAGCAAACCCUCAACUAGCAAGAUAACGUCUACCAAGCCAUCGCCUAGCAAUACAACGUCUAUGAAGCCAUCUCCGAGGAGGUCCAAUCGCUUGGAUGAGAAUUUGAGUGAAGCAGAAGAUAUGGACGUAGGGAUAGAUACCCAAGGCCUAGAAGACCUUUCUCAGGCCUCAAACGUGCCAGGUUUUGAUCCAUCGCAGACCACUAAGGACAACAAACCAUGUGAUUGCUGGACUCCGAUGAGUACAGUCCGAAAAAUAAAGGUUGAACCAAUGCAAGAAAAUAAAGAUCCACCGCCGACCAAGUGGAAUAAAUGGAAAAGGAAACUUGAGCUUAGUGACUCACCCAUGCCAUCUGAUGGUUAUCCACAGUCCACAUUGUAUUGGUUUAACGAAGAAUCAUGGGAUAGAUUCAAUGAAUGGUCAAUGAAUCCAACAAAUUUAAGGAUUGGUCCUACAAUCUUUAAUACCAUAGCUACAAGAGUAAUAGGUCCUGAAAAAUGGCUUGGAAAUGAGGAAAUGGAUGCGUUCAUGUAUAUAUGGCGAGUGAAGAAUUCUUUGAGGCAUUUGACACCAGACCGUGUUGCUUUGCCCGCCUUAUUUUGCCUUCAAAUUGAAAAAGCAUACCUUAGCUUUACAGCUUACGAAAGAGGUGAACUUCCAUCUCAUGGGCGGACUAAUAAAGUAUGGGGUGUCGAUGUUGAUCAUCUCUACUUUCCUCUGUUUGUCGGAGUUGAAGUAUUUGAAUGCUUGCCGAGAAGGAAUAAGCAAUACGUGGAGAAGUUUGUUGUUAUGAUUCCUAGGAUAGUAAAAGCUGUUACACCACCUGAAAACAAGAAGUAUCUACUCCUGGAAAAGUAUUCUAUCGUAGAGAAGACAGUUGAAGUAUUUGAAUGCUUGCCGAGAAGGAAUAAGCAAUACGUGGAGAAGUUUGUUGUUAUGAUUCCUAGGAUAGUAAAAGCUGUUACACCACCUGAAAACAAGAAGUAUCUACUCCUGGAAAAGUAUUCUAUCGUAGAGGUACCUCUGAAGGCUAGAUUGAACAAGAGUUUAUGUGAUUGCGGGGCAUAUGCACUCAAACAUUUAGAAUGCCAACUCCUUGGUCUUGACCUCAGAGAGAAACUCAGGAAGCGAAAACUUGGAGAUCGAGUCAAUUAUGUCUUUGAUCAAUUCUCCGGCCGAAUCAAGAUAUCGAGUACCCAAACAACGGGAAUUCCCACUAGAUGCAGAUGCGGUGAAGGGGCUGUUCUUUUCACUUCGAAAACAUGGGAAAAUCCAGGUCGAUUAUUUCACUAUUUUCCGAUGGGAUCUGAGAAGGACAAAACACACUUGUUCAAAUGGACUGAUAAGUCAGUUGUUGAAGAAAUUGAAGACUUGCAGGAAGUGGUUGACGUGGUGCUCAUUGACAAUAUCCAGUUUAGAAUUCAAUGA
Molecule: messenger RNA, 1659 nt
Organism: Eruca vesicaria subsp. sativa (arugula)
Lineage: Eukaryota; Viridiplantae; Streptophyta; Magnoliopsida; Brassicales; Brassicaceae
Source: the annotation of a GenBank genome assembly